This is a messenger RNA of Alligator mississippiensis (American alligator), 6577 nucleotides long. Its product is annotated as sterile alpha motif domain-containing protein 9-like. The transcript is spliced from 3 exons. NCBI's taxonomy places the organism in Eukaryota, Metazoa, Chordata, Crocodylia, Alligatoridae. The record is from RefSeq and is a predicted model, not a curated record. Gene Ontology annotation, molecular function: protein binding. The coding region runs from base 317 to 5143 and encodes 1608 amino acids. Gene Ontology annotation, cellular component: cytoplasm.
UAUGGCCCACAGGAUGGAUCCAGCCUGCCAAGCCAUUCUGUCCAGCCUGUGGGGUCCCUAGAAAUUUUUUUUUUAAUUAAUAUUUAUUUGCCUCUGGUUCCUGUCAAAAGUGACAGGAGACAGGGGCAGUAGGACCCAGUGGAAGCCACAGAAGGCUCCUGGAAGAGCAGGGCCCGCCUUGCCCCACCCCACACAGCUAGCGGGACCAUGAGGCUGUUCCUGCCCAUGCCGGAACGGGAAGCUCAGAAUAUAGGGGGUCUCGCUACUGAAAAAGGCUACAAAGAAGAAUUCAGUCUACAUUCAGAAGAAUUCAAUCAUGCCUAAAAGAAAGAAGAAAAAUCCAAAUACUAAAGAAAGUAAGCAACUGGAUUUGUCUCAAAACAUUGAGCAGUGGACAAAAGAGCAAGUAAACCAAUGGGUAGUUGAAGAUCUGAAGAUUGACCCAAAACACGGUGAAAUCCUGCUUAAUCAGGAUGUGACAGGCUGUACGUUGAGGGCGUUGACUAAACAAGCCCUUAUAGAUAUGGGCAUAACACACGGCCCAGCUCUGCAAAUUAUCUAUGCUCUGAAACAAAUGAGCAUUCUCACUGAAGACCCAAGCCAGGCUAGUGGGCAAGAAGAUGCUAAAAAGCCCAUUGAUGAGAAAGAUUUGAUAGAAAAGAAAGAUGAAAAAAUGAUGGAGAAAAACAGAAAGGGGGACUCAAAACCAGUUGAUUCCAGUGCAACACAGGAAUGUAAGAUAUCUGCAUGGACUAAGCCUCUAAAAUCUGUGCUGGUAGAUGGAACAGAAAACAAGUUAGUUGAAGCAGAGGGUAAAACAAAGAAAUUAUUGAGAAUUAAUCAGCUUCCAACUGGACAGACUUGUCUGCCAUAUCCUUUUGAUGAGUUUCAUGCUAGUCAUCGUUAUAUUCAGGGUCAUAGCCUUAGUGUCCCUGAAACUGGGCCACUGAAUCUCAUUGAUCCUGCACAUGAGUUUAAAAAGCUCAGAAACACAGAGAAUGCAACAGAAGAAAAUAUUAAGCUGAAAUUUACCAAUGAAGUCUUUAGAUUUGCUUCAGCCUGUAUGAACUCCCGUACCAAUGGCACUAUUCAUUUUGGAGUCCUGGACAAUCCACAUGGGGAAAUUAUAGGAGUAGAAGUAAGAAGUAAAGAUAUAUUUAUUGACUAUUUUAACCAAGCAAUCAAAAAAUACUUUGGUGAAAAAUACAUCAGUGAAGCAAAAGCUUGUAUUAGAGAACCUAGAUUUGUAGAAGUAUUAUUGAAAAAUAAUACUCCAUCUAAUACAUUUGUCAUUGAAGUAGAUGUAGUUCCAAGACAUUCUAUUUGUGGAGCAACAUUUUUCCAGGUUCAGCAAUAUCUUUUUAAGACAGAGACUUGGGAACCUGCUCUAUUUGUACGGGAUGGAGCUUCUUCUAAAAAUAUCAUUAAAACUCCAGCAGGAUUUAAAUCCAAGCUCCAGUCUUUAGCAGAUGCUCGACAAGCAGCAGAGAAAAAACACGCAGAAAAAACAAAAAAGAAACAGACUGAGGGUCUUAAGCUCCGUUGCCUUCUCACAGGUAACCAGGAUUUGCUGGAUAAUUCCUAUUAUGACUGGUAUAUAUUAGUAACCAACAAGUGCCAUCCAAGUCAAACACAGCAUUUGGAAUUUUUGCAGGAGAUAAAAUGGUUUGCUGUGCUAGAAUUUGACUCUGAGUCAGUAAUCAAUGGGGUGGUCAAAACUUACAGACAAAACCGAGCUAUAAACCUCCAUUUUCCAAACCAGUAUCAAAUCAAAGGGAAUUUGAUUUCUGAAGUCAUUGAAAAGCUGAAUCUCUAUCAUCAACCCAGCUGGAUUUUUUGCAAUGGCAGGUCAGACUUGACUGGUGAAAAAUAUCAGCCUUUAGAACCCAGUAUGUGGCAACGAGAAACGGCUGCUGAAGUUAGGAAACUGAUUUCAUUUCUUUCACACAAAGACCUAAUGCAAAGAGGGAAGUUUUUGGUAGUGUUUCUUUUGUUGUCCACAGUGGAAGACCCAGCUGAUCCUCUUAUUGAAACAUUUACUACAUUUUAUCAAGAACUGAAAGGACUUGAAGACAUGCUCUGCAUUUGUAUUGGAGCACAAACAUACCAGAGAUGGAAAGACCUUCUACAAGCCAGAUUCAUUGAUGCAGAAGCACUUACAAAGAGAUGUAUUUCUAACUUAAAUCUUGAAAUGGUGAAUGGUACUAUCCUAAAAUUAAAAUCAGUGACACAGUCUUCUCGGAGAUUUCUGCCUUCAGUUGGUUCCUCUACCAUUCUUUUGAAAAAAGGAGAAGAUAGCAUGACAGCACUGGAAAUACUUUGUGAAAAUGAAUGCAAAGACACAGAGAUAGAGAAGGAUAAAGAUCGAUUUUCUAAAUUUAAGAAGUCUCAGGAAGAGCACUUUUACCGGGGUGGUAAGGUGUCCUGGUGGAAUUUUUACUUCUCCUCUGAAAACUAUUCUUCACCUUUUAUCAAAAGAGACAGUUAUGAAAAACUUGAAGAACUGAUUCAAGAAGAUAAUUCCUACUGUGUGCCAAUAUCUACAAAAAUCAUCAACCUUUAUCACCAUCCAGGCUGUGGUGGCACCACCUUAGCUAUGCAUGUCCUCUGGGAAUUGAAGAAAAAAUUCAGAUGUGCCAUUCUGAAAAACAAAUCACUUCAUUUUGCAGAAAUUGGGAAACAGUUGGCAAAUUUAAUCACCUAUGGAGCAACCAACCAAGAAGAUUACUUCCCAGUGUUACUUCUUGUAGAUGAUUUUGAAGAACAAGAAAAUGUCUACCUUUUGCAAAAUGAAAUUCAGUCAGCUAUAACAAACAAUUGCAUUAGAUAUGAAAACCCUCUAGUAAUCAUUCUAAACUGCAUGAGAUCUCAGAAUCCUGAAGAAAGUUCAAAGAGCAAUGGUAAGAAUAGUAUUGCUCUAAAACACCAGCUUUCUCGCAAAGAGCAAAGAGCUUUUGAAGACAAACUAAAAGAAAUUGAAAAGGAGCAUCAGCACCCUGAAGAUUUCUAUUCAUUUAUGAUUAUGAAAAAAAAUUUUGACAAAGUGUACAUAGAGAAUGUUGUCAGGAAUACACUGAAAGGCUUGGACAUUACAAGCAAGCAAGCACAGCUUAUUUCCUUCCUGGCACUAUUAAACUCUUAUGUUACACGGUCCACAAUCUCAGUAUCCCAGUGUGAAGAAUUCUUAGGAAUUGCUGCUAUUAAGACUUUCUGGAGGCAGGAGAGUUUGGAAGAGAAGAUGGGAACUUGUUCCAAUAUUCUAAUACAGGCUGAAGUGCAGGAAUGUGGAAAGUACAAAGGCAUGCAUAUCAUUCAUCCACUGAUUGCUGAUCACUGCCUAGAAGAAUUGAAACUAUCUUAUAACUUAUCUAAAAGUGAAAUUACAAUGCAGCUGCUGAGACAGGACUUAUUUUACGAGUCUGGCAUAGGAAGAGAGAAACUUCUACAAGAUGUGCAAAUCAUGCUGAUUACUAGACAACGUAAAGAACAUGGAGAUGAUACAGACACACUGUUUUCCCCAUUAAUUGAAACCAUACAGAAGGAAGAAAUGUGUGCUGAGGUUGAAAAUGUAUUGAAAGAAGGAACCCUUAGAUUCAGUCAAAAUGCAUUCAUUUGUCAAGCCCUUGCAAGACACUUCUACAUCAAAAAGAAAAAUUUUGACUCUGCACUGAAGUGGGCCAAAGAAGCUAAAAAAAGAGCACCAAGUAAUUCAUAUGUAUCAGAUACUUUAGGCCAAGUCUUUAAAAGUGAAAUAAUACACUGGGUGGAAGAAAAUGUAAAGAGGACUGUCAUAACUGUUGAGGAGCUGGAAUUUUUGCUAAACCUUGCAAAGCGAGCAUCAGAGGCCUUUAAAGAAUCCCAGCAACAAACUGAAAGUACAGACAAUGAACAAGAAGGGCUGCAACAUCUUAAGUCUAAAAGGAGGUAUUACAUGUAUAAUACAGCUGGUUAUCUGGGGGAGAUAGAAACUGGUCUGUACACUAUCAAUAUCAUUAAGCGUACUCCUUUUUUCAACAAAGGAGAUCCACUGACUAGAAAACAUAUGGCUCAGUAUUUUUCAGGAAACUGUGAUCUGCCAAAAGUAGUUAGUGACACAGAUUAUGAAAAGUUUUGGUUGGCCUUUGAACAAUAUACUGACUACUUAAGUAAACUGAAGUCAAAUUUAAAAAGGGCAUUUGACUUUUUUAUGGAUUAUUUUGUCUUUCUGAAACCAAGGAGUGCAGAAAAAGAAACUGUAGAGUUCAAAAUACGCACGAAGGUUCGAGAAAGUUUCAAAAAAUAUGUAAAUAUAUUUUGUUACACAGAUCUUGAGCAGCUUCAAGACAAACAAAUAUGUGCAAAACUCAGUUUGUCUCUGCAGUUAGAGAAUUAUAGAAGAAGCCUAGAGGCUUCCAAAGCAGACAAGUUUUCAGGACUUUUGGAAUACCUUGGCAAUCAUGAACAUGCUCAAAGUAAGAUGGAAGAUAUAGUGCAUACAUACACACUUUUGCUUAAGCAUAGCUCUUCCUUAAGAGACAAACAGAAUUUCAUUUUGGCAAAUAUUGUUCUCAACUGCAUUAACCCUAAUUCCAUGAUGAUACCUCCUGUUCAAGAGCUGAGAGAACAGCUUAGAAAAAUGCUACAGCAAAUAGGUCCAGAUUAUCACUUUUCACAACCUUAUUUCCUUGCUACCUUAUUGUUCUGGCCAGAAAAUCAAAAGGUACUAGAUGAGGAUUCUACACAAAUGGAAAAGUAUAUCACAUCACUGAAGAAGGUUUUCAGAGGGCAGUUCUGGUCAAUGCGUCAUUCUAGACAACCAAUAGCUCAUUUCUACCUUGGGAAAAGUAAAGGUCUGAAAAGACUUGUCCACAAAGGAAAAAUAGAUCAGUGUUCCAGUAGCUGUAAACUACAGGACUUGUAUUACCCGUGGCAGAGUGGAGCCAUAUGGAAAGAAGAGGCUGUCCAAAAGCUGCUCCUUCGUUUAAAUGGUAAAACUGAAGAUAAUAUUAUCUAUGUGGACUAUGGCAUAAAUGAAAACAUGAGGAUACCAGUGAGACCUGCUUUCCUGGGUCAACUAAGAAGUGGCCAAAGCAUCGAAAGAGUGUCCUUUUACCUUGGAUUCUCCAUGGAAGGCCUCAUAGCAUAUGACAUAAAUGUCAUAUGAGAGUCAUUAAAAAAAAGAUACAGGUAGAUGCUUCAUGUCCACAGCUGUAGGAUCUCUUCAGAUACACAGUUUCCUUAACACUUCUCUGUUAACAGCUACAAAUCAAAACAUCUGCUUUCCCUAUUAUUCCCUUCCCUAUCUAUCCAGCUUAUUGGUACCAAAUCCAAAAUUCUCCACCUUUUCCUUUCCCAGUUGGUACAUAUGUAACACUGGGGAAUUACAUAUAGAUGUAUAUAUUCAGUCAAUCAGUCCUACAAGUGUGCUGUUGAAAUAAAAGUUUAUAUAUAAACAAUUUCUUAUUCAAAAUUAUUUUUAAAAUCAUGGGUAUUUUAAGGACUAAUCUAACAACACAACCUCAGCAUAACUAAUCACCUAAAUAAGGGCUGUAGAUUGUACUGUUGAUUGAACCAAUAGUUCUGCUAGUACCGUUUCCCAUCUCUGGUAAUAACAGAUAACAAAAACCUGAGAGAAAAAUUUAAAGAACCAAACAAAAUUCAUCUAAUCAGUUGCAUAAAACAGUAGCUUGAAAUAAAUAAUCAAUUUAUGCCCUAAUCCUAUUCCUAUCAAUGUCAACGGCACAGGUCCCAUUCAUUUAAAUGGUGUAGGAUCAGACCUAGGUUACUUUAAUAUCUGAAACUAUAUAACUAAUAUUAUUAAUACUCUAUAGAAUAUUAGAAGGUGACAUUCUGUAACAUAUUUACUCGGUAAUAUAACUCUUGCUACAUAGCUGCAAAUAUUGACAUAGUCAUUUCAAUUUUCAAAUAAUAAUUCAGACUAUUUUUUAAAACUAACCAGAAUAUUUCUCUCUCGGUGGCUUCCUAGUGCAAUGACUAUCACAAACUGAUAGCAUCUGACAAAAUAGGUUAUUGCUUAUGAAUGUUUGUGCCCCUCUGAACCAGUUAGUCUGUAAGGUGCCAACCUGCCCUACCUUCUCUCUGCUGGACUUCAGACUAACUCAUCUAACUACCUUUCUAUCACAAACUUAUUGUAUACACAGAGUUAAUUUUUUUUUCAUAUUCUUUCAUAUCCUCCAGUGCUUAUGUAGUUUUGUAGUAUGAAAGAGAAGAAAAAGAAAUCUGGUCAAUUUUCACAAUAUAUGAUUAUUUUUAUAGUUAAUCAUUAGAAUAUCAUAGUUAAUUUAGCAACAGCCAGAAGUCUUAACCAACCAUAUUCAUUUUCAGCAAAUAGUUUAAAAUAUGACUAUACUUCCAUUCCAUUCCUCAAUAUUUGCAAAUUCUUUCUAUGCUCAUGGAUUCUUUUUUUUUAAUUCAGACUCACUGCACAGCUAGGUGACUCACCGCUAUAAUACAAGCUUUUGUGAAUUAACAGUAAUAUACUUUUUUUUUUUUAAUCAUGAAGCUUGCUAUAAGAUUAUACUGUAUUUUGAACUGCAAAAAAUGAUUAAUAAAAUACAUGAAAACGUUUUAGAUUGCA